ACUUAUGGAGAAACUAUGGAGCAUUUUAGUGAAAUAACCCAAAAUAUCUGCAAUGUCAUUGAAGCAAUAUUCAUCCAUGGCUUGAGAGAUCCUUUUUUCGUCAAAGGAUCGCGAUACGCUAAAUACCCGGAACCUAACAUAUGGCCUUUUGUAUCAAAAUUCUCGGAGAAGAAAAUAAUUGAAGAGGUUAAUUCCUUAAAACAAAUACGAUCGGAGAUAGGACGUGGAAGGGUUGGUGUUUUGCUCAGGUUUUACCGCCCAUUCUACUUAUCUUCAUUUUGA
Molecule: messenger RNA, 282 nt
Organism: Angiostrongylus costaricensis
Lineage: Eukaryota; Metazoa; Nematoda; Chromadorea; Rhabditida; Metastrongylidae
Source: the annotation of a GenBank genome assembly